Malaya genurostris is the source of this 573-nucleotide messenger RNA. Its product is annotated as bolA-like protein DDB_G0274169. The record is from RefSeq and is a predicted model, not a curated record. The coding region runs from base 125 to 520 and encodes 131 amino acids. The transcript has 3 exons. Gene Ontology annotation, cellular component: mitochondrion. Lineage: Eukaryota; Metazoa; Arthropoda; Insecta; Diptera; Culicidae.
UAGCUCGGUGUGUUUUUCCCAAUUAUUCAUUUUUGUUUAUUCACAACAAAGCAGUUGUAGUUAUUGAACAGCGUAGCUCAGUUACAUAUUUUGUGAUAUCUGAUCUCCUUACGGAGAACUAAACAUGAAUAUAAUUCCAAUUGUUAGAGUAUCGUUGCCUAAAUUUUCCUCCAUUACCACGUUCAGCACAAUGAGCUCACAAGUGAAACCGAUUGAAUCUGCUAUUCGCGAAGGACUCAUCAGUAAGUUAACCCCGGUCCACUUGGAAAUAGUGAACGAAUCCUACAUGCACAAUGUACCCAAAGGGGCGGAAACUCAUUUCAAAGUACUGGUAGUCUCGGAUCGUUUCGAAGGGUUACCGCUGAUAAAGCGUCAUCGACUGGUUAACGAAAUCGUAAAAGACAAACUGGAAGGGAACUUUGUUCACGCACUAUCAAUUGAAGCGAAAUCUCCAUCACAAUGGAAUGAGUCAUAUAAAUUGGAUCCUAGCCCAAAUUGUCGCGGAGGCUUCGGAAAAUGAACAUUCGGAUUGUAUAAUUCGUUAGUAAUCAGAGAAUAAAUUGUUGCGACUGA